UAAAUUUGAAAAACCCUCGAAAAUAAUGUAACUUAGAAGUGGAACACUAAAGAAACCUCCUGCUAGAUAGUGUAUAAAUUCUUUUCAGGUUUUCUAUGCUGAAAAAGCACCUCAAAUGAAAAAAGACGGCAAAAUGAAACUUUCAGAAAUUCGAGACAAGAUAAGAGAUAUGUGGAAAAUUUUAGAUGAUGAGGAAAAGGAAAAAUACGAAGAUGAUUUUGAAAAAAUGGAAGCAAAAUACAAAGAGGAUUUACUUAUGCAUUAUGGGGGAAACGCAUAGGAUUUGAAAAAGUACAAAACUCUAUUAGAAAUUCCUGAGAAACCAAAAAAACCUGUCUCUGGUUGUUUAGUUUACUUAGGAGAGAAUAGAAAAUAAUAUACAGAAGAACAUCCUGAUCUAAAUUAAAUUUAGGUGUCAAAAGCAUUAGUUGAUCAAUUUAAUCGACUACCAAAUAAAGAUAGAAAGAAGUAUGAUGAUGAAUUUGAGAAAAAGCUUUAAAUUUAUCAUAAGUAAUUGGAAGAUUGGAAGAAGUAAAUUUUAUAAAUAAAUGAUUAGAAAAUAUUCAGAUAAAAGAGAAUAAUUUGAGUAAUUGAUUGAAGAGAAAUUUAAAAGAUCAGCUACAAAAUAAGAUUUAUUAUAUUAGGAAUUGCCACCUUAUAAAAGAGGUCCAAAAAAAUUGAAGGAUGAUGAAGAAACUGCUUAAUAAAAAAUAGAAAAAGAUGAAAAGUAGGAAUAAAUGAAAAAGGAUGAUAAAAAAAAAGAUGAUAAAGAUAAGUAAUCAUUUUUAUUAUAAUAUAGUAAAAAAGGAACAAAAAAUAAUAAAGAAGAUGCAAAAGGUGAAUCUAAAAAACUUAAUGAAAAAGAUAAUAAAGAUAAAAAAGAUAUGAACCGUAAAAAAUCAAUUGGUAGAAAAUAUUGA
Paramecium sonneborni is the source of this 920-nucleotide messenger RNA. NCBI's taxonomy places the organism in Eukaryota, Ciliophora, Oligohymenophorea, Peniculida, Parameciidae. The record is from the annotation of a GenBank genome assembly.